CUCACAGCUCAUCAAAUACCUGACCUCUCUCUACCACUUCUGCUUAUUCGACUCAAUUACUUGCUACAGUGCUCGCCACAACCUCACCAGCGAUGGCGGUCAGAUGGGCAAAAUGCAAACGUUCAGUGGUCAACUUGUGUCCGGUAUAUUCAGUGCUUUUACUUUUCAAGGCUCAAAUAAGAGUCGCAAGACGAACAAUUUGUUGGCCUCAUCUGAUGAAUCGGCCAGCCAGAUGGAGUUAUGCAACAACAUGUUGGCCCUGUUGCCUAAUGUCACAACAACAGCUUGCAGUAUCUGGAUCUUUCUAAAAACAUCUCAUUCCAUUGAGGAUGAGGAUGAUGAUGAGGGGGAGGGUGGCUGUGAUGAUGUGAACAGAGUCGAUAAAGACUGGACUCAGAGAAUGAAGCAGCGAAUUCUCGACCUGCUGAAUCCAAUCGCCAACAGCCAUCAACAUUCACUAUUGACCGCACUCGCCUUGCUGUGGAAUAACAACAUGAUCAUGUCUGCUUAUGAGGAUAUGGUCAGCCCGCCCCUGACUCGCUGCCACACAACCAUCAUUGAGAUCAUAUGCCAGUUGAAACACGUCUCUUUCAACUCUCUUCUGACCAGCAUCAAACAGAUCAUCAAACAACCAUCUUCAACUACUUCCACCAACAACAAUGUUCAGGCACAGAGCAAGUACGUUUCAUUGGAAGCCAGUUUAUUGCAGCUGCUUCUUGCAUACAUGAGGCGCAUGCCAGAUGCUUCUGUGGUAGAAUCAACAACGGCGAUCAUCACAUUCAUCAAGGAUGUCUUCCAAGCAAAUGUUGAUCAUACAGCUGUCUUCGUCCUUGUUAGCAUUCUGCACUGCCUGCUUCAGAAGGGGCCAACAUUUGAGGAGAGGAGGGACCACAAGGACAUUCACGACAUAACGUACAAACUGCUUGAAGCAUGCAGCAACGUAGCUGGCCUGUCAUUGGAGCAAGCUAACUUCUUCCGGAGACAUCUUGCUGUCAAGUCCGAUCUCGUAGCAGACGAGAAUAAGAAUGAGGACGCAGUUAUUGCCGGUUCCAAGACUUUCAACGCAACUACAUAUUCACAGAGUGUUCAGGGUUUGUACGUCUUGGCUGAAGUGACAGCCACACUAUUGGACGUUGCAUUCCAAAGUGAUGAGAAGGAUAAGGUCACCCCUCUCCUCAACAACAUUCUCUCCAACGUCUUUCCAUACCUCAGAAAUCAUAGGAUGACGAACUCUCCUAGCUACACUGCCUCUUCGAAACUACUGUGCAAUCUCAGUGAGUACCAGUACACGCGAAGGUGUUGGCGCAAGGAGUGCAUGGACCUCAUGUUGGAUGCCAACUUCUUCCAAAUGAACAUCAAAUCCCUCCAACUCUGGACCGCCAUCGCCGACAACCUCAUGUCACAUGACAAGUCUUCCUUUCUUGAUUUGUUAGCUCGGUUCAGUUUAGCACAAACCAGCUCUUUAAACUUAUUCAGUUCUCGAGAAUUCGAAUCGGAACAGAAAAGGCAACUAAUCAAACGGCUGUCCUUCACAUUAUUUUGCAGUGAAGUUGAUCAAUACCAAAAGAGCAUGCCUGAUAUUCAAGAGAAGCUGUCGGAUUGUUUGCGACUUCCAAACUUUCCUGCUUUGCAUGCUGAGGUGUUUAAUUGUUUUAGAGUCCUUGUGCUCAGAAUGUCGUCGUUGUUGUUAACUUCCAUCUGGCCUACAAUGAUUACAGAAUUGAUUCAGGUUUUUGUAAAUAUCGAACAGAAGUUAGGAACUUUUGACCCUGAUGAAAAUGCAAGGUGGAUUCGAUUUGAAUUCAUUCACUUACAAACGUUAAAUUAUAAGACAACAGAUUUGCUAGUGGAUUCAAAUGAGGAACGCAUCAACCUGUUGUACCUGUCAGCCUGCAAGCUCCUGGACCUUUUCAUUGCAUUGCCACAUGAAAAUCUUCCGCAAUUUCAACUAUACAAAUGGGCGUUCAUAGCUGAAUCGUCCUCUCCUACCACCACGACACUUGCCUCCACAGUCGCUUCAGAUUACUUGAAUACUUUCAGACAACAAAAUACCACAUUUAUGCCACACGUUGUUAAAAUAUCUAGGCUGAUGCAAUCAAAGUUCGGUCUUAUGAUGCCCUCCUCUAAAGUGAGGCCUCAUCAAUUGACGCUCACCAACAUCAGAGUGACUUCGCUGAGGGAUUUGCAAGAGUUUUUUGUUACAAUAGCGAGUGACGCAUCUACAAAUAUUAAACCCUUCAGGCACGAUUUUGGACCAUCAUCUGCUACGGAGACAUCCAAACAGUCAUCAAUAAUCAAAUCCAAAUCUUAUUCUAAUUUCACAACGGGCGGUCCGAAAAUCUUUCGAGAUGUAGACGUAAAUCCCAUUGAAGCCAUCGAACAAUCCAUUUUGAACGACUUCUUAGAAAAAAUGACUUGAUUUUAUGUUAUAUAUUUUUAGCUAUAAAAACUCACCUUUAACAUUAUGUAACAUUAAGUACUCAAAUUAAAAACGUUAGUUUUAACAUUUGGAUUUAUUUUAAUGUAUUUAUUUUUUUAAAUUUUGCUUACAGAUGUGUGAAUAA
This is a messenger RNA of Helobdella robusta, 2564 nucleotides long. RefSeq lists its product as hypothetical. The record is from RefSeq and is a predicted model, not a curated record. Gene Ontology annotation, biological process: Golgi to endosome transport. The transcript is spliced from 15 exons. NCBI's taxonomy places the organism in Eukaryota, Metazoa, Annelida, Clitellata, Rhynchobdellida, Glossiphoniidae. Gene Ontology annotation, cellular component: trans-Golgi network; endosome. The coding region runs from base 104 to 2419 and encodes 771 amino acids.